This is a messenger RNA of Penicillium salamii, 420 nucleotides long. The record is from the annotation of a GenBank genome assembly. NCBI's taxonomy places the organism in Eukaryota, Fungi, Ascomycota, Eurotiomycetes, Eurotiales, Aspergillaceae.
AUGGAGUCAGAGCAACCUCCUCCCACCCUGACGAAUCCACGUUUCACACUCGAGCUCGAAUUUGUUUCGUCCCUUGCCAAUCCAUACUAUCUGUCACAUUUAGCCGUCACCUACCCCAAUCUCCUGGGGAAUUCUCGCGAUGAUGACAACGGGUCCUCCUCGCCCGAUGCCCAAGCAUUUGCAGCCUACCUAGCCUAUCUCUACUCCUACUGGAAGACGCCAGAAUAUUCCCAAUUCCUUACACACCCCGGUCCCACGCUUCGAGCGCUCCGACUGCUCCAAGAGGAAAACUUCCGUCGCGACAUCAUCUUGCCUCAGGUCAUUGAAGGUCUGGUAGGGGUUAAUUUGCCUGAACCUCCAACGGAGGCCGACACUGCAGUUGCAGACAACCAACCGGACGGUCCAAAUGGGAAGACUUGA